Messenger RNA from Tuber aestivum (summer truffle), 3288 nucleotides. The record is from the annotation of a GenBank genome assembly. NCBI's taxonomy places the organism in Eukaryota, Fungi, Ascomycota, Pezizomycetes, Pezizales, Tuberaceae.
AUGGCCCUAGCAGUCCCCGAAAAGCUCAAGGGGAUAUUGAGCAUCCGACCCACAUUUAUUGCAUUGCAUUGUGGGUUCUUCCUCCUUGCUCUCACUUUUCUCUCUCCCUUACACCCCCUCUUGCCUCCCGAUCGAAGGAUGGGUGAAUAGGUAACGGAUGGAAUGUAGAUAUCUACAUCGUAUUCUUUGUUCUCUUGGGCGCCGUGGUGAUAUACCUUGGCGGUGGGGUAUCGUUUGUCGAUGCGAUAUUUUUUUCCUCGUGCGUUUUCCUCCCGCUCCCCUCCACCAACGUGUCUAUCCGAGCAGGGCCGUAUCAUAUUAACCGCGAACCGGGGAACUGCAGUGGUUCGGCGACACAGUCUGGUUUGAAUACGUAUGUCACCUCUUUCUUCACCCCCUCGAUCCGAUAUCCCUGAUCUCGCUCUCCUGAUACCCGGUUCUUGGGAAACCGGGGACAUGGUACAAGUACCGUAUUGGCGGUGAACCAAAGUGGUUCAUGCGCUCAUUCACCCAUAGGGCACCGGAAUCUUCCCGCACUCGCAGGGUGAAACCGGGGAUCCCUCGCUUAUGUAAUUCACCCGGUUGGAAGGGAAAGGAGGGGCUAACGUACGAGAUGGUGUGAUAGUGUCGACCUGAACAAGAUCAACACCUUCCAGCAGGUUAUCACGUACUUGUUGCCGUUCGUGACGUCUACCAUAUUCGCGCACGCUCUUGUCGUGUUUGUUAGGAUAUACUUUUUUGAGAAGAGGUUCAAGCAUAUUGGUAUGCCCCUCUCCCUUCCCUCCAUUACCCUUCCGUGCCUCCUCCCCUCGGCUAUCGGUGGUGGUCGGAGGGUAAUGCGGCGCGAGCGAGAGAUCCAGUCGACGAAGCCAAGAAGAAUACCCAACUGCAGAGAACGGUGAGCGCUGCAAGACGGUCGGGGGAUAAUGUCAGGGAUGGAAAUGUGGAGAGUGGGAUAGGUAUGUGCUUUACCCCCCUUCUACAGCAUUUACCCCCUUCCACCAUCACCGUAGCUGUUAAUUGACGUCUUGUUUUGAGAACAGUGGUCCCGAGAGCCGCAGAUGGAAGUGCUCUCCCGACACAAACGACACAAACCCCAUCAAACAGUGAUGCAGACGCCACCCCCCACCCACCCGAAGCACCAACUGGCGGCCGCAUUGUAUGGGAUGUGCCGGCCUCCCAAGAUGCCCACCAAACAGCGGAAGAAAAGGCCCACUACUACGACACCUCUCGAUCGACAGCGGGGGCAAUCCGCCGCCCUUCGACAGACACAAUUCAGGAGAUAACGGAUGCCAGCGGCAUCACUCGCCUGGAUACAGGACCCGCUUCCUCUUCCUGCCGUUCACGAGCACUAAGUCGUGAAAAUCCCCGGAACCGUAGCCGCCCCCGCCUUAGUCCCCGCAAGAGUACGGACGACCUGCCAGCACCGUACCUCAGCUAUACCCCCAGCAUCGGGCGCAAUUCCCGCUUCUACCACCUAACGGAAGAACAGAGAAAUGAGCUUGGCGGUAUUGAGUAUCGCAGUUUGAAAACGUUGGCGUGGAUCCUUGCUGCCUAUUAUGUUUUUUUUCACGUUUUUGGUGUGAUUGUGCUCGUGCCAUAUAUUCUGCGGUCGCUGAAGUAUGGGAAGGUUAUGGAUGACAUCGGGGUUAAUAGGGCCUGGUGGGGAGUUUAUAACGCCAUGUCCUGCUUUGGCAACGUUGGCUUCACGCUCACCCCGGAUUCGAUGAUUUCGCUUCAGAGGGCGACGUUGGCACUGCUUGUUUGCGCGCUUUUGAUUGUCGCUGGGUUAGUUGCUAUCUCCGUCCCUUUAAACGAUUAAACUCUAUCCUAACUCGGGCAGGAAUACGGGAUUCCCGCUAUUUCUGAGGCUCACUAUAUGGUGCCUUUUCAAGAUGUGCCCGGAGAGGUACCCGGAUAAGCGUGAUGUAUGUUUCAAGGGACUGUCCCGUAGGUAUACUAACAUGCCAAUAGGAAUUGAAUUUCUUGCUAGAUCACCCUCGGCGAUGCUUUACGCUGCUCUUUCCCAGUGGGGUAGGUCCCCAUCACAAAUAGUCACAUCAGCUAUAACUAACCAUAGCCAAACAGCCAACGUGGUGGCUCUUCUGGAUCCUAGUCGUAAUCCACCCUCCCUUCCCCCUCAAAUACCAAACUUUAACAGAACUCAGGUCCUCAACGCCGCCGACGUAAUCCUCUUCAUAGUGCUAGACCUCCAAACCCCCGUCGUAGAAUCUAUCCCAGCCGGCUACAGGGUCUUAAAUGCCUUCUUCCAAGCCAUCUCGACCCGCACUUCCGGCACCGCCUCCGUCCCGCUCGGUUCCCUGCACCCCGGCAUUCAAUGCAGUUACCUUAUAAUGAUGUACAUCUCUGUACUCCCACUCGCAAUCUCCAUCCGUCGCACGAACGUGUACGAGGAGCACUCAUUAGGGAUCUAUAUCCCCCCCGGCGAAGCCACGGAAGCGCAGAAGGGGAAUGGGAAGGAUGAAGGGAGCUAUAUCAAGGCGCAUAUACGCAAGCAGUUGGAGUUUGACCUUUGGUAUGUGUUCUUGGGUCUGUUUCUGAUAUGCAUUGCGGAGGGGAGAAGGAUUGAGGAUGCGAGUGAUUACGUAUGAUCUCACGUCCCAUUUCUGAUCCUGGCUAACGCGAGUGUAGGCGUUCACCGCAUUCAGUGUAUUUUUCGAGGUCGUUAGCGCCUAGUAACUAUCUCCAUCUCUCCUUCUUCCUCCACUAUGCUAACAAUACCAGCGGUACCGUCGGCCUAUCACUCGGCUAUCCAGGCAUGAACACCUCCCUCUCCGGAACCUUCACCACAUUCAGUAAACUCGUGAUCGUGGCAAUGGAGAUCCGCGGCCGGCAUAGAGGUCUCCCAUACGACGUCGAUCGCGCAGUGUUAUUGCCUAGCGUGACGUCUCUGGAUUCGGCGUUCGCACCGGCUGGGGUUAGGUUGGAAAGGGCGAAGAGCAAAGAGACUGGGAAGGAUGAGAAUAUCUAGCACGGAGGUACUGUGGGCAGGUAGGGUUGUGGAUUAGUGGAUGGGCCCAUAUGUCGUAGCAUGUUUCCGGAUGGUGGAAGUGAAGCGGCGAAGUGGAGGCUUUGGAUUGCGCAGUUCAAGCUUAGCGCUGCGUUGUAGAAGGAGAAUGUAUUUGAUGGACUUUUGUGACACUACGAAGAUGGGUAGGCGUUGGUAUCUGGAGGAGGGAAGGGAAGGGGAUGUUCUCUUGUAGGUCGCAUUUUUAGCACUGUCUACAUAUCCGCGGCACAUAACCUGGCAAUAUAUCUUAUUACCCA